AUGUAUCCACGCCGUGGACCGCCGAAAACGACGCCGACAGACGUCGCACCGCAGGACCGCCCGUACAAGGCCCGGCCGUCGCGGUCCCAGCAGCUGCGAAACCCCAAGCUGGCACCCAAGUUGCAUGAAGAAACAUUUAAUGCGCUGGAGUUGAAAAAAGGCGUGGCCGAUGAGGAGCUGGCUAAGAGAGAGGCCGAGCGGGCCUUGAAGCGGCGGCGGACGAGCAAAAACGUCAGCUUGAGCAGCAGUGGAAGUGAAUCCGACGACUCUGCGGCAGCGCGCCGGCGACGGCCCGAGGGCAAACAGAGCAGCCACCGGCGGCGUCGGUCGCCAAGCUACGCAGACCCCGAUUCCGGCUCGGCGUCGGGCCGUGGCUCUCCGCCAGCGGCUGCAGCAGCUCCGAAUCCACCGAGCGGCCGCGGACGAUCAGCCUCGGUGGAUUCCCGGUCACCGUCGCGCUCACGCUCACGCUCACGCUCGGCGUCGUCGUAUUCUUCGUCGCGCGGCAGCAGAUCGCCGUCUCCGCCACCGGCCAGUCGGGUAUCGUCUCCUCCCCGUGAACGAGAACAGCGGCCGGUGCGGCCGCACGAUGACAGAAUGAAAUCGUCAGACUUUUUCGGCCAGGAGGAUGGGGCGGACCGGGGCUCGAUAGACCGGCGACGCUUCCGACACGGCUCGCAGUCGCCCGUUCGGGAGAGAGACGAUCGCCGCUCGUACAGACAGCGCGAUGCCGACACGCGCGGCGACGGUGAUCGCAGAGACAGGCAUCGACAGCCGCACGCGGGACGUGGACGGGAACAGACGAACCGUGACGACGACCGUAAUGGCCGGCAACGCAGUCUCAGCCCGUUCAGCAAGCGCUUAGCUCUAACCAAACACAUGAAGCCGGGGAAGUGA
Sporothrix brasiliensis 5110 is the source of this 897-nucleotide messenger RNA. RefSeq lists its product as uncharacterized. The transcript has 3 exons. The coding region runs from base 1 to 897 and encodes 298 amino acids. The record is from RefSeq and is a predicted model, not a curated record. Lineage: Eukaryota; Fungi; Ascomycota; Sordariomycetes; Ophiostomatales; Ophiostomataceae.